UUGUUGGUGUUGCAUUGGUCGAUCGCUGCUCACUGGGUUGUUUAUCUGUUCCGAAGUACAAAAAGCACAAAGGAAUCGUAAAAUAUUUUCACAAAAUACACUCUUAAAAUGAGUAAUUCACUACAGGAACAAAGGCGACUAAUUGAAGAAAAAAAGCGUCAAGUUUUAGAAAGAACAUCUGUUAAAAAAGAUAGUGAAAAACUGAUGUCUGGAACGUCAGUUCAGGCAGCUGGGCCUAGCCCUGUUUUGCUGGUCAAUGAUGGAAACUUUCUUGCCCGAUUUCAGGCAAUGCAAAAAGAAAGUACAGUGAAGAAAGGAAGCAAUAAAAAGGAUGAAUCGAAUUCCGGCAAACUCACAAUAAACCUGGGAGGUGCGAGGAAAAAGGAAGUGAAACCAAUUGCCAGUAAUUUACCAAGGCCUACGGCAUUUGAAGUACCCGAAAAUGAAACCGAAGAAACAGUUCUUACCAUAGAGGAAGAUGUAUUGAAAGCAGCAGAAGAUCUUGCAAUUCAAGUUGCAAAAGAAGGUGAUGAGGCAGAAGCACUUGCAAGAAUGAAGUACCAAAAAGAUCAACGAUACAGGUUUCUUUUUGAUGUAUCACACCCUGCAUAUCAGAAAUACAGAAACCUGGUGAAAGAAAAAAUAGAGAAGAACAAGGCUUCAGAACAAGAAAGACUGGGGAAGAGAAAGAGAAAGAACAGAUGGGAUGAUAAAUCCACUGAUGCAACAUCAUUUUCAUCUGUGGAUCCUCAGCAGCCAGUUGGUGUCCAGUCAGUUCCUGCCCAAGGAAGUUCAUCUUCACAGGCCACUCCUGGUCCAAGCGAUAUAAUGGAAGAAUUUGAGCGUGCAAAAGCACUGAUAAAACAAAAGGCAGCUUUAGCAAGAUCUGGGGUCAGUCUCACUGUAGAUGCAGAAAGGCAAAAGCAAAUAGAGAUGCAACAAGAGAUUGAAGCCAUGUACAGAAGAAUUAUUGCAGAGCAGGCUAUAAAAGCACGACAUAAUGCCCAAAAAAAUGAAGACAAACCAAGGUAUGAGUAUGAUUCAGAUGAAGAAAUUGAUGGUGGUACAUGGGAACACAAGAAAAGAAAGAAAGAAAUGGAAAAGACCCUUGGUGAUUCUUCUGUUGCUACUGAACGAGCGCAAGGGAAGCACUUUAUGGGGGACUUUUUACCCCCUGAAGAGCUUGCAAAAUUUCAAGAAAAAGUAAAGGCAAUAAAAGAAGGGAGAAAGGCUGAUUUAUCAGACUAUGCUGAGUUUAAGAUCAAAGAGGAUAACAUUGGUUACAAAAUGUUGCAGCAAGCCGGUUGGCAAGAGGGUGCUGGCCUUGGAUCCAGUGGCAAAGGCAUAAAAGAACCUAUAAACAAGGGAGCAACCUCAUUUGAUAAUGCCGGUGUUGGUGUUGAAAAGCCUGCUGAAGUCGCAAAAGAUGAUGAUGAAUUUGACAUAUAUCGGAAAAGAAUGAUGCUUGCAUACAAAUUCAGACCAAAUCCUCUGAACAAUCCAAGAAGACCUUACUACUAAAUAAACAAGGCUGGUGAAUAAUUCUUAGCGAACACUUUGAUACCAAUCGACAAAUCUAAACUGUUGUCAAGAGUACAGUUGCUUUAAAGGAUCUCACCAGCAAUGUAACACAGAUCCAAUCAUGAAAACUUGUGGAUUUUGAGGUUUUUUAAACUAAAAUGUUAUGUUUUUUGGCUGGAAACAUGAAGUUCUGGUGUCAGAGCAUAUGCUUAGAUGAUUCCUUGAACCUUCACAUGUUGCGAUAUAUUUAUAUAUUGCAAACAAAUGUUAUACUGGCAAAUUGAACAAUUAAAAAAUGCACCAUUUAACAAAAUGUUCUUCGCCUGCAGAUUAUGAGGAUAAGCAGAGCACAGAAUAUGACCCACAUUGAUAGACAAAUAUGCUGAUCUGAACAGCCAUAUGGGAUAUAUAAACUAUAUAACAAUCCCCAUUCUACUAGGACAAAGAGAAAGUUUGUCUGUAUUUCCCAAAAACAUAUAUUUACCAUUUAAAAGGGUUAUUUGGUCCAUAGGUCAUAGUGUACACUUUUCAAGAAUGGCACCAAUGACAUAAUAUACCACUUUGCUCAAACUGAUUAAUAAUAUCUGAAGUGAAUGUAUUACAUCUAUAUAUAAUAUUGAAAAUCCUUCACUUUAUUUAAAUCUUUCUGUUGUUGUUGUU
Messenger RNA from Rhopilema esculentum, 2181 nucleotides. RefSeq lists its product as uncharacterized. Gene Ontology annotation, biological process: RNA processing. Gene Ontology annotation, cellular component: nucleoplasm. NCBI's taxonomy places the organism in Eukaryota, Metazoa, Cnidaria, Scyphozoa, Rhizostomeae, Rhizostomatidae. The record is from RefSeq and is a predicted model, not a curated record. Gene Ontology annotation, molecular function: RNA binding.